Molecule: messenger RNA, 1175 nt
Organism: Phyllopteryx taeniolatus (common seadragon)
Lineage: Eukaryota; Metazoa; Chordata; Actinopteri; Syngnathiformes; Syngnathidae
Gene: coa4
Product: cytochrome c oxidase assembly factor 4 homolog, mitochondrial
Exons: 2
Coding region: 126-464 (112 amino acids)
Biological process (GO): mitochondrial respiratory chain complex IV assembly
Cellular component (GO): mitochondrial intermembrane space
Source: RefSeq, a predicted model, not a curated record
UUGACUGUUACACCCGGUCCUACGCUUAAAUGUGUCCCCCUGUAACCCAGAAACCAUAUUCCAUUCUUUUCUCUUCUGGUUUUUAAUGUAUGUUAUUCUAAUUAAAGGUUCACGAUUGUGUGUUUAUGUUUUUUUCCCCCUUCGAUUACUGGAAAGACGGAGCCAAUCAGGGAAAAGAUAACAGAAUGACAUCACCCUCUCCUCACGACCGAAGCGCAAAGAAGAAGAUGCCGGGCGCCAGCGAUGACGACGGAGAAGCCGAAGACCCUGUGGAGCAAAUGAUCUCUCGCACGGGCUGCGCUGAUCUGCACGAGGCGCUGCAGGACUGCAUGGCCGAGCAUCAGGACUGGCGAGCGUGCCAGAGCCACGUGGGGGCCUUCAAAAAAUGCAUGAGCGACUACCACAAGGCACGGCAGGAACACUUAAGCCAGGGCCGGCGGACGAGCAAGACCACGUCCACCUAAGAUCACACCCACCCGACAACAGAUCUUGACCAGAGGAUCAGGUCUGUAUUAAACUUAAUUUUACGCGACACCUUCAGAGCCUGCAAACACAAUCAAAAUUAUCAAUGUCGAAAAAAUGCUCACUGUGUAUAAAUGCGUAAUCUGGAUCAGCUCUGAACCAUACUUGGUUGUGCACCUUCUAACCCUGAAAACACUUCGAAUAGAAGAUUAAAUGAAGAUCUGACAGAUAUGUACGUAUGUCUGAACAUACCACAAACACAAUCAACAAAUCUGAUUUCAUGUUAUCAGUGUAGAUACAUGUUCAAUGUACCAACAACAAAUGUUUAAACUGGAUAAUUUCUGAAAUUCAUGCAGUAGUAAUAUACAUCCAGAUAUAAACAAAGAAGAUGCUCACACAACUGCUCAGUAAGAUUGCAGUAAUAUUAGUCAUUCUUCACAGAGGAUAAAGAAUAAAUGCCUGUGAAUAUUAUGUUGUCUGUCUACAAGUGUUGCUACCAUUUGUGUUCAAAUAUGCAUUGCUUAAACUUGAAGCAUUAUAACUACCGCAACAUCCACGCUAGUUUGGUUAGCCCGUCUAUGGCUUUUUUCAUUGUGUGUUAGCAUUAAGCUAGCGGACUUUCAGGCAUUAAACACACAAUGUGUAAAUCUCUAUUUUUGUUUUGUUUGACAGUGUAUUUUGACUGGGAGUGGCAAUAAACAGCUUCAAGCUUC